Messenger RNA from Zychaea mexicana, 1916 nucleotides. Its product is annotated as S-adenosyl-L-methionine-dependent methyltransferase. The transcript has 10 exons. Bases 46 to 1680 code for a protein of 544 amino acids. NCBI's taxonomy places the organism in Eukaryota, Fungi, Mucoromycota, Mucoromycetes, Mucorales, Lichtheimiaceae. Gene Ontology annotation, molecular function: methyltransferase activity. The record is from RefSeq and is a predicted model, not a curated record. Gene Ontology annotation, biological process: rRNA base methylation. Gene Ontology annotation, cellular component: nucleolus.
UGUUGGAUACCCCACCCCCUCCCCAACGCUUUAUCGAGAUCGAUCAUGAAUUUCUACCAACAUGCGGGCACAAUUCUCGACAAGCUUGAACGACGGCAGGGUACUAUUAAGGGUCUUGUCAUUGGCGAUCCCAAAGUAAAAGACAAGAAGAAAAUGUACGCUCUCAUUUGUGAAACGCUUAAAUAUAAAAAAGUUAUCAAUGAGCUGAUUGAUAUUACGGAUAUUUGUACGAUCGAAAAGAAGAUGUUAUCCUCACGGUCGUUGGCUCAAGUGCUUAUUCACGAUAUGCUAUUUACCAAACGAGGUAUUCCAUUACCGGCCACCGUACCCAUCAAAAAAUGUGUCCACCGCCACCAGGCACGACUGAAAGCCGAGUUGGCAAAAAUCAAAAUGAAGCGGGGCAUAAAAAGCAACGAGGAGCUAGUGAGCCAAAAGGCCAGAGACGCUGUACUCAUUCCGCGCUAUGCACGCGUUAAUACUCAUAAAUCGACAAUGAACAAGAUUAUUCAAGCGUUCAAAAAGGAAGGCUAUACCUUUGUGGAUAAUGCGCCAGAAGAUUUACGACAACUCACCGAAAAGUCAUUCUGUCGCGACCCACAUUUGGAUGACUUGCUUGUAUUCACGCCAAAGACGGAUCUGCAUAACCAUCCUCUCUAUGUUGCUGGAGAUAUCAUUUUGCAGGAUAAAGCAUCCUGUUUUCCUGCCCAUGUGUGCCGCCCACCCAAAGAUGCACAUGCUAUUGAUGCUUGCGCUGCACCAGGAAACAAAACUUCGCAUCUAUCGGCGCUUAUGCAAAACACGGGACGGAUAUGGGCUUUUGAUCUUGAUGCAAGACGUCUGGAGCUGCUUAAGCGUAUGACGGGAAAGGCCGGAUGUAAAAAUAUCUCACCUGUACAUGGUUCAUUCCUUGAAGUUGAUCCUAUGGAUCCUCAAUAUGCCAAGGUUGAAUAUUUCCUUCUGGAUCCGUCGUGUUCUGGUUCUGGGAUCGUCAGUCGAUUAGAUCACCUUGUUGAUGGUGACGAUGAAGAAAAUCAGGCGACAGACACCGUCGACGAACGGUUGAAAAACUUGGCGGAUUUCCAGAUGUCAGUGAUUCGCCAUGCGCUCAAAUUUCCUAAUGCAAAGCGCGUGGUGUAUUCAACAUGCUCCAUACAUGCACAAGAGAAUGAACAAGUGGUACAAAGCAUCUUGGCAGAUAAUCCCGACUUUGCUUUGGCGCCGCGAGAAUCGGUGUUGCCUACAUGGAAUCGACGUGGACUAGUGUCAGAGUUCAAUGGCAGCGUUCAAGAUGCUGACGCUGUAGUUCGCACGGAUCCGGCUCAUGAUUUAACCAACGGUUUCUUUGUCGCUUGUUUUGUACGAACAAGCGCAUCACCCUCCUCAUCAGCUAAUGCUUCUGCGCCUAAUAAGAAGCGGAAAGCAGCAACUCAAGAAGAACUUACUGGCAGUACGAGUGCUAUUACGACGACGAAACAAGUAGAUCUUCCCGCGGAAAAGAAAAAGUCGGCGAUAAAAGUAGAAAAGGAAACAACAAGUAGUCAAGAGCCACCAACUGUCAAUACUGAAAUCAAGCUAGCAUCUACUACCGCUAAAACCAACAAAAGUAGUAACAACAACAAUAACUCGAACAAUAAGCGGCGUAAAAAGAACAAAGUUAGAACAGCUGUUACCCAACGAUAAUGAUUUUUACACUUUCAACAUUACUGUAAAUACUUACUAAAGCAUGAUAACUUAUUUAGAAUACAUAACAUGGAUCAUAAACAAAUGCGACAUAGAGUUUCUAUCCUUUUUAGCUGGUAAAAGUGACGUACAGCAUGCACCUAUUGAAUAUGGUAAACGACAGAAGGUUGUACCAAGGCUAACUAAUAAUAUGCCUUAAUUCGUGGGGCAAUAUGCUGCCUUUGAUCUGAUAAAAA